UCUUAACAAAUAAUAUUUAUAAUUUUAUACCUGAUUCCUGAACCUCAGAACCUGAUACGGUGAGGUGAGGUGAGCAGUUGAGACUUGAGAGAGGCGGAGAGCAGAGAUUAUCAGAGAGAGGCUGAGGCAGAUGAGACCAGACUGAACAGUGGAGACUGGAGACUAGAGAGAGGCGGAGAGCAGAGACUAGAGAGAAAGGUGUUCUUAUGGUGUGCAGAAAUGACAAGUAUUGAGACAGCAACGGGUCAGUCGCAUAAAGCUACUAAUGUUUCAUCUACAACCUCUAAGAUUCAGAAUUCGGGAUUGUCCUUCAAAAGAUGGGGUAGAAAAAGCCCAUUUAUCAGAUAUGGGCUUCCAAUGAUCUCACUCGUGGUGUUUGGGGCAGUUGGUUUUGGUCAUCUCUUGCAAGGCAGCAAGGAUAUUGCGAAGGUGAAGGAUGAUAAGGAGUGGGAGAUUAUAGAGACAAGAAAAGCACUGUCCAGAACGGGACCUAUAGAGUAUAAACCAAAAAAUAUUUCAUUGGAGGAGGAGCUGAAGGCUUUGCAAGAGAAAGUGGACAUAAACAACUACGAGUACAAGAAACUUCCUAGACCAAACGACAGCAAGUCAGUCUAGUUUUUGCUUUCUGCUGGCUGGAUAAUCCCAGCGUUUGAUUGUUUUUGGUUGUCAAAACAAUAUCUAUUUUCUAGACUCACCAGUGAACUCCUUCCCACCCCUACUUCAAUCUCCAGAAAGAAGCAUAUGUAUUGUAUUUACCCAUUUGUAAGCUGAAUAAGUUGGUCGCUUGUGAUAAUUGAUUGAGUAAUUCUGUUA
Quercus robur (English oak) is the source of this 813-nucleotide messenger RNA. RefSeq lists its product as uncharacterized. The record is from RefSeq and is a predicted model, not a curated record. The transcript is spliced from 4 exons. Gene Ontology annotation, cellular component: mitochondrial membrane. Lineage: Eukaryota; Viridiplantae; Streptophyta; Magnoliopsida; Fagales; Fagaceae. The coding region runs from base 220 to 615 and encodes 131 amino acids.